GGGGCUGCAGCGUCGGGACGCGGGGAAUCACUUUUCGUCCGCCAGGUCCUUGCAGGCAUUGCGAGCUGCCGGUUAGGAGGGAAGAGAGAGAAAGGAGGAAAAGAGGGAGGGGAAAGAAAAGAAGAAACUUGGCGUCUUUGGACAAGCCAUGAAGUUCCAGUACAAGGAAGACCACCCUUUCGAGUACAGGAAAAAAGAAGGAGAGAAAAUCCGGAAGAAAUACCCAGAUCGGGUGCCUGUGAUUGUAGAGAAGGCACCCAAAGCCAGAGUACCUGAUCUGGACAAGAGGAAGUACCUUGUCCCAUCUGAUCUCACAGUUGGCCAGUUCUACUUCUUGAUCCGAAAGCGAAUCCACCUGAGGCCAGAAGACGCCCUGUUCUUCUUUGUCAACAACACCAUUCCUCCCACCAGUGCUACGAUGGGCCAGCUGUACGAAGAUAAUCACGAGGAGGAUUAUUUUCUGUAUGUGGCUUACAGUGAUGAAAGCGUGUACGGCAAAUGAGCCCCUCGGCCGCUGUCCUCACAGUUGGCAAUGGCCUGAAAUGACUGUUCUGGGGGGGGGCGUUUGUGCGUCAGACAGAAGCAAGAAGAGGGAGGAAGAACUGGACAAACAAGCCACAUAAUCUCAUGCCAUCAUUCCUUGCACCUUUAUUUUAAGUUAAUUAUUACUGUUGUUUUAUUUAAUCCGUUGGGGGGAAAGAAUAGUUGGUGCUUUGUGGCGGUCAGGGCUUUAGGAUGGAGAGAUCUGUCUUGCAAGUUCCCACCUUCCAUUACACUACCUGGCUCUUCCAUCAAUGCCCGGUGAGAGGAGAGGAUGCUACCUAGUGAUAUUGCCGGAACUGCCAAAGGGAACUGUGUCUCUCCCCAUAGCAACUAAUCUUUAAUUUGCCUAUUUUUUAAAAGACAGCAGCCCGCUCUCCCGUGCACGAAGGAGAUAUAACAUUAAUUCCUGUUAAUUCUUGAGCCCUUUCUGCCCACCCUUUGCCCUCCUUUCCUUGGCCCUGAUCCCAGCGGUAUGUGUGCACCCCCUCCCGUCUUCCUCAUGCGUAGCAUCUCUGAUUUGAGUUCAUCCAUCACUCUAGCAGCAUGGCAGCCUCCUAUAAGCAGAAACAUGCAGAUGCCAUGCAGUAUGGAGAAACAAGCUUCUUAAGUGGUUUGGCUAACUUAAAAACAAUGACAGCACGUCCCUUUCUUUCACGGUGUUCCCUAUGAAUUGGGCCUUGGGCGUCUAUCCUAUAUUGCAUUCUGCACGAGUGUUUUGUGAUGUCGUGUGUCCUUGCUUGCCAGUGAAAGGCUGUUCUCUGCUAGGUCACCAUCAUGAUACCCGUCUUGUGUUUCCUUUGCUGCUAUCAGUUCAAUAUGGAAAG
This is a messenger RNA of Lacerta agilis (Sand lizard), 1367 nucleotides long. RefSeq names its product gamma-aminobutyric acid receptor-associated protein-like 1. The record is from RefSeq and is a predicted model, not a curated record. Gene Ontology annotation, cellular component: autophagosome membrane; cytosol; autophagosome. Gene Ontology annotation, molecular function: ubiquitin protein ligase binding; GABA receptor binding. Gene Ontology annotation, biological process: macroautophagy; cellular response to nitrogen starvation; autophagosome assembly. The coding region runs from base 149 to 502 and encodes 117 amino acids. Lineage: Eukaryota; Metazoa; Chordata; Lepidosauria; Squamata; Lacertidae. The transcript is spliced from 4 exons.